UCGUGACUGUAGAGAGACGGGGCUUGCAUCGACGCUCGUCCCCACGCCUUUGAUAACGCAAUCGGCCUACACAAUUCUUCAACACUCCACUGCCAUUUCUCUCAUCUUUCUCUCUCUUCAACUCUCCAUUGCCGUUGCUCUAAUGGCUGGAGACGCCCUCUCUCUCCGACCUUCUCUCCCAAUCCCCUCUGCAAAUUCCUCAACACAUCAUACAGGCUUCAGACCACCUCCGCCUCCCUCUCUUUCUUCCUCCCCUUUCCCCUUAGACUCUCUCCUUCAAAACCUCCUCCACCUCUCUUCUCCUCCUCCAAACAACACAAUCCACUUCCCCUCAAAACCCAACUACCCAUCUCUUCGCCACUCUUCCUCUCUCUCUAAGCCCACCCAUGAUCCAAUUCGGAUCCCCGCCCGUCUCCCCUUCCUCUCAAAAUCUUCGAAGUCAAUCCUCAAUUCUAUUCUCAAGCUUAGUGAUAGCUCUGAUACUAUCUAUGGCUUCUUAGAUUCCGCGAAAGAUGGGGUUCUUGGUUCUGAUUUAUUUGGGCUCAUAAAGGGCUUAGAGCUCUGCGGCAACUGGGAGAAGGCUCUGCUUUUGUUUGAAUGGGUCAUUGCCCAAAACCCAUCAAAAUUGGACCAAAAAGCUGUGGAGUUAAUGGUGAGGGUUUUGAGCCGGGAGUCUCAGCACUCUGUUGCUUCAAAGCUCUUCGAGAGAACAGACGCUGACGAAUGCAGUCUAGAUGUUCGAUCCCUCACUUCUGUUCUUUAUGCGUAUUCUCGAAUGGGUGACUAUCAAAAGGCAAUUAGUCUCUUUGUGAAGAUGAAAGAGAAAGGUCUUGAACCCACUCUGGUUACCUACAACAUAAUGCUUGAUGUUUAUGGGAGGAUGGGUCGGUCAUGGAAUCAAAUAUUGGGGCUUCUUGAUGAGAUGACAGAGAAAGGAUUGAAACUUGAUGAGUUUACUUUCAGUACAGUGAUAUCUGCUUGUGGCCGUGAAGGCCUGUGUGAAGAGGCAGUCAAAUUUUUCAAUGGGUUGAAAUCAAAUGGCUAUGUUCCAGGUAAGGUGGCCUAUAAUUCUCUUCUCAGUGUUUUUGCAAAGGCUGGAAUUCAUUCUGAAGCGUUGAGAACUUUGAAAGAAAUGGAAGAAAGCAAUUGCCCACCAGACACUGUAACAUACAAUGAAUUGGUUCUUGCUUAUAUAAGAGCUGGCUUCUUAGAAGAAGCAGCUUCUGUUGUUGAUACAAUGAGCUCUAGAGGUGUGAUGCCUAAUACUGUAACUUACACUACUUUGAUAAAUGCAUAUGGAAAGGCUGGAAAAGAGGAAUUAGCCUUAGAAAUAUUUGAUAGAAUGAGAAGUUUGGGAUGCCCACCCAAUCUGUGUACUUAUAAUGCGAUUCUUGGGAUGCUUGGUAGGAAAUUGAGGUCGGAAGAGAUGAUGGCUGUUUUAAGUGAGAUGAAAGUCAAUGGGUGUGUUCCAAACAGGGUCACAUGGAACACAAUGUUGGCCAUGUGUGGAACUAAGGGGAAGGAGAAGUAUGUGAAUCAAGUGUUUAAGGAGAUGAAGAACUGUGGGGUUGAGCCUGAUCGAGAUACUUUCAAUACGUUGAUUAGUGCUUAUGGUCGUUGCGGAAGAGGGGUUCAUGCUUUGCAAAUAUAUGAAGAGAUGAUUAAGGCUGGUUUUACACCUGAUCUCUCAACCUAUAAUUCGAUUUUGAACGCAUUUGCAAGAAGGGGAGAUUGGGAGGCAGCUGAAACUAUUCUUAGAGACAUUAGGAGUAAGGGGUACAGGCCUAAUGAAACAACCCAUUCUCUUAUGCUACAUGCAUAUGGUAAGGGAGGUAAUAUGGAAGGGAUACGAGAUAUCGAAUCUGAGGUUUAUGGUGGGUCGAUUUUCCCAAGUUGGGUGCUAUUGAGGACCCUUGUGCUCGUAUAUUUUAAAUGUAGGCAGUUGAAUGGCAUGGAGAGAGCUUUCAAGGAGCUGAAGAGAAAUGGGUAUAAGCCUGAUUUGGUCAUCUUCAACUCCAUGAUUUCUAUUUACACAAAAAAUAGGAUGUAUGAUCAGGCACAAGAUAUGUUAUGCUCGAUUCAUGAGAGUGGGUUGCAUCCUGAUAUUGUCACAUACAAUUGCUUGAUGGAUAUGCAUGCGAGAGGUGGGGAUUAUCGAAAAGCCGAAGAGAUCCUUAGAGGACUACAAAGCUCAGGGCUAAAGCCUGACAUUGUGUCUUACAACACUGUGAUUAAGGGGUUUUGCAAGAGAGGUCUCAUGCAAGAUGGUUUGAGGAUCAUCUCUGAGAUGACAGCUUCAGGCAUGUGUCCAUGCACUGUGACAUACAAUACAUUUGUUGCUGGCUAUUCAAGCCUUGGACUGUUUGAAGAGGUGAGAGAUGUCAUUAAAUAUAUGGUUGAACACAAUUGUAGGCCUAAUGAGCUGACUUACAACACCGUCAUUGAUGCUUAUUGUAGAGCAAGAAAAUUCCGAGAUGCGAUGGAUUUUGUUUCCAAUAUCAGGGAAUUGGAUCCUUUGCUUGAGGAUCAAUCAGUAAGAAAGCUUGCUACGCGAGUAAGAGAGAUGGAAGAGUUGUAAAAUCAUGAUUUUGUAACACGAGUAAGAGAGAUGGAAGAGUUGUAAAAUCACGAUUUUGUAACAGUGAAAUUAAUUGUUGAUGGUUACUGUAGAGCAAGAAAAUUCCAAGAUGAGAUGGAUUUUUUUUCCAAUAUCAGGGAAUUGGAUCCUAUGCUUGAGGAUCGAGUGGAAAAAAAGCUUGCUAAGCAUGCAAGAGAGUUGAACGAAUUGUAAAAUCGUGAUUUUGUAGAAAUUGAUUUACCA
Amborella trichopoda is the source of this 2821-nucleotide messenger RNA. RefSeq names its product Tetratricopeptide repeat (TPR)-like superfamily protein. The record is from RefSeq and is a predicted model, not a curated record. NCBI's taxonomy places the organism in Eukaryota, Viridiplantae, Streptophyta, Magnoliopsida, Amborellales, Amborellaceae. Gene Ontology annotation, molecular function: protein binding.